AUGUCACAACUACAACAACAGGAUAUCACUCAACCUAUAGAACCAUUCAUAAAGAAGUUAUUAACUUCAUUAGAUCUUCAAUAUAGUACCCCAACUACACUGUAUCCAAGUGUAGAAGCUUAUGCUACUCAAUUUGGUAAAUCAUUAAAGCCAGACGGUUCUAUCAUAAUAAAUGGUACUCCAUUAAUACCUCAUGCUUCUCCACAACCUUCAUCAUCAAAAUUGGAAUUUCAAAAAAAAUGGUUACAAUCUCCAUUAUCAUUCCAUCAACUAAAUAGUUAUGAUUGUCAUUUAAUACCAGGUACAGGCACUUUUAUUAUAAAUGUCAGUGCCAAAGUAAGGUUUGAUGAAAGUGGAAGAAAUAGAUUAGGUGAAUCUGCGGAUCUAAUUACAGAUCAUCAACGACAAUCAAGAGCACUUUGGGGAUCAUGGUUUGGAGUUAAUAUAAUCUUAGUUGUUGAUCAAACUAUUAUGACAAAUCCAGAAGCUGAAGUUAUAAAUAGUUUUAACUACAGAUUUACAUUCCAUCCUGAAGAUUCAGUCAUAAAAAUAUAG
Molecule: messenger RNA, 555 nt
Organism: Scheffersomyces coipomensis
Lineage: Eukaryota; Fungi; Ascomycota; Pichiomycetes; Serinales; Debaryomycetaceae
Gene: MTR2
Product: Mtr2p
Exons: 2
Coding region: 1-555 (184 amino acids)
Source: RefSeq, a predicted model, not a curated record